GCCUUCUGAGGCGGAGCGGCUUCGGUGACCUUGGGCCUGGAGGAAGUGGUUAUUGGGUCGGAAGUGGAAAGAAAAACACCACCGCAAAACGCGGAGGACGCAGUGGGGAAGGCAGCGAGGAGGCGAGCGUCGAUCAGGAGGAGAAACCGCUUGAGCGAAAGGCAGGUUGAACUCAUCCUUGAUCAUCAUGCCGAGGGGGAGCCGAAGCCGAACGUCUCGGAUGGCGCCGCCCGCCAGCCGUGCUCCACCAAUGCGAUCAGCUCCAACCACAGCUGCACGUGCUCCUGUCCCAGCUCCAGCCCCUGCUUCAGCAGUAGCUUCUCCUGCCCCAAGGCAGCCUGGCCUGAUGGCCCAGAUGGCCACCACAGCUGCAGGCGUCGCUGUAGGUUCUGCUGUGGGGCAUACUCUAGGACAUGCCAUGACUGGGGGGUUUGGAGGUGGAAACUCCGAAGCUGCAAGACCUGACAUCACUUACCAGGAGCCUCAGGCAGCCCAGCCAGCUAUGCAGCAGUCCCAGUACACGCCUUGCCAGUAUGAGAUGAAGCAGUUCCUGGAGUGUGCUCAGAACCAGACUGAUUUGAAGCUGUGUGAAGGGUUCAGCGAGGUGCUGAAGCAAUGCCGAUUUGCAAACGGCUUAUCUUAAUUAAACUUGAUUAAACUCUGAAGGAUCAAAUCUGGCUCCAUCACCAAGAGAUGCAUCGCUAGUGAACUUUUCUUUAAUGUGUAAAUGCUAUCUGGCUUGUCUUUGUGAUCAGUUGUCCAUCCAUGAAGUUUCCAGCAAGAAGAAUUGUGGCAAUGAAAACUAUUGCUUGUGGUUGGGAAAGUAGAAUGAUCAUCCAAUUUUAGGAUUAUAUCACCUGCGUUAUUCCUAAUUGUGAUUGUGUAUGAUCCUCAAUAAAAAAUGAGGUUUUGGAUUGCC
Messenger RNA from Python bivittatus (Burmese python), 919 nucleotides. RefSeq names its product coiled-coil-helix-coiled-coil-helix domain containing 2 (gene CHCHD2). Gene Ontology annotation, biological process: mitochondrion organization; positive regulation of transcription by RNA polymerase II. Gene Ontology annotation, molecular function: sequence-specific DNA binding. NCBI's taxonomy places the organism in Eukaryota, Metazoa, Chordata, Lepidosauria, Squamata, Pythonidae. Gene Ontology annotation, cellular component: mitochondrion; nucleus. The record is from RefSeq and is a predicted model, not a curated record.